AUGAACGAUUCUCUCGAGGAGAACAUCUCAACAUCGACUCCAGCUGCCACAAUGAGCCCCGAUCAAAUGGCCAUGGUGUUAGCUUUCUACAAUGAAACUGUUGCUUUUGAGCAAAUGAUUGGUAUCAUCAUUCCAUCGAUCUUUGCCUUGAUUAUUCUUAUCGGCGUUGUGGGUAAUGUGCUGGUGGUUGUGGUGGCACUGCAUCGACAAAUGAGAAAUAGCACGAAUACGUUGAUCAUCGGACUUGCCGUCUCGGAUUUGAUGUUUCUCCUGCUAUGCAUCCCAUUCACGGCAAUCGAUUACGCGAUGCCCGUUUGGGUGUUCCCAGAAUGGACUUGCUCGAUGAUCAACUAUUUUCAACAUAUUUCCGCCUAUUUCUCUGUGUGGACGCUCACAUUGAUGGCGUUGGAUCGAUUUUUGGCCGUUUGUUUUCCCGUUGAUUCGAUGACUCUUCGAAGCACCACCAACACUGUCAUCAUUAUGUCCAUUGUUUAUGCAAUCAUUCUUGUUUCUCAGAUUCCAAUCGGCCUCAUGCACGGGAUUUUCCACUACGAGUUCAUCAUCGAGAAUCGCUCGACAUGUGCCAUUGUGAGCAUCGCCGACAAUUCGGCUACGAUAGCACAAGCAAGAGGGUAUUUCUUUACAUUCAAUCUUUUUGGCUAUGUUCUACCAUUGGGAAUCACUUGUGUGCUGUACUAUUUUAUGCUCAAUCGACUCUGGCAAACGCCAAGGCCAGGCACUUGCAAUAGCUUGAACAGCUCAAUCAGAAGCCGACCGGAAACUGUGAAAGCAAAAAAGAAAGUGACUCGUUUGGUGCUUUGUGUGGUGAUUAUUUGGGCGGUUUGCUGGUUGCCACUCAAUGUCUGCUUCUUCUUUUCAGGCAUGGCCUACCCGGACACUCUCGUCUUGCGAGGCGGCAAAGCGAUGGUGAUCGUUCAAAUCGCCAGCCAAGUCCUCGCCUACACGAAUUCUUGUCUCAAUCCGAUUCUCUACGCGUUGAUGUCAGAUAAUUUCAGAAAAGGCUUCGUCCGAGUGCUGAGCAUUUUGUGCAAACGCGUUUCGUGUGGUCUUUUCUGUGCAAGUGAGCCGAAAUCGAUGAGCAGAAUGGAGAAAAUGAACGAUUCUCUCGAGGAGAACAUCUCAACAUCGACUCCAGCUGCCACAAUGAGCCCCGAUCAAAUGGCCAUGGUGUUAGCUUUCUACAAUGAAACUGUUGCUUUUGAGCAAAUGAUUGGUAUCAUCAUUCCAUCGAUCUUUGCCUUGAUUAUUCUUAUCGGCGUUGUGGGUAAUGUGCUGGUGGUUGUGGUGGCACUGCAUCGACAAAUGAGAAAUAGCACGAAUACGUUGAUCAUCGGACUUGCCGUCUCGGAUUUGAUGUUUCUCCUGCUAUGCAUCCCAUUCACGGCAAUCGAUUACGCGAUGCCCGUUUGGGUGUUCCCAGAAUGGACUUGCUCGAUGAUCAACUAUUUUCAACAUAUUUCCGCCUAUUUCUCUGUGUGGACGCUCACAUUGAUGGCGUUGGAUCGAUUUUUGGCCGUUUGUUUUCCCGUUGAUUCGAUGACUCUUCGAAGCACCACCAACACUGUCAUCAUUAUGUCCAUUGUUUAUGCAAUCAUUCUUGUUUCUCAGAUUCCAAUCGGCCUCAUGCACGGGAUUUUCCACUACGAGUUCAUCAUCGAGAAUCGCUCGACAUGUGCCAUUGUGAGCAUCGCCGACAAUUCGGCUACGAUAGCACAAGCAAGAGGGUAUUUCUUUACAUUCAAUCUUUUUGGCUAUGUUCUACCAUUGGGAAUCACUUGUGUGCUGUACUAUUUUAUGCUCAAUCGACUCUGGCAAACGCCAAGGCCAGGCACUUGCAAUAGCUUGAACAGCUCAAUCAGAAGCCGACCGGAAACUGUGAAAGCAAAAAAGAAAGUGACUCGUUUGGUGCUUUGUGUGGUGAUUAUUUGGGCGGUUUGCUGGUUGCCACUCAAUGUCUGCUUCUUCUUUUCAGGCAUGGCCUACCCGGACACUCUCGUCUUGCGAGGCGGCAAAGCGAUGGUGAUCGUUCAAAUCGCCAGCCAAGUCCUCGCCUACACGAAUUCUUGUCUCAAUCCGAUUCUCUACGCGUUGAUGUCAGAUAAUUUCAGAAAAGGCUUCGUCCGAGUGCUGAGCAUUUUGUGCAAACGCGUUUCGUGUGGUCUUUUCUGUGCAAGUGAGCCGAAAUCGAUGAGCAGAAUGGAGAUUACAAAUUUCCACGGCUCACACACAACCGGAUCCCAACUUCCCACACAAACAUCAAUUAGGAGAGGGACAGCCGGCUCACAGGUAAACCCAUCCGAGCGAUGUUCCUUGCUUUACGAUGAUUCGGCUCGAAGGUUACACCAUCGCUAUGACUCGAGCGCCUCAUCCAAACCUUGUGACUUUUUUUUUGCUAGACAGAAAAUGCGUUCACUUUGGGCUUUGUUGGCGCUGGUGGCGUUGGUAACAGCCUAUUCGAGUGAUCGUCAUCAUCAACGACAUCAUUUACAUCGUACAGCUGUUGGGCCGACAAGAAUCCCCUUGAGACGUUUGACCACCAUUCGUGACACUCUUUUCGAAGCCGGAUCCUAUUCCGACUAUGCGAGACUCCGUGAGAAGGCGAUGAAGCAAAAGCUGAAGGCGUACCUCAAUCGUCAAGCAAAGAGCAACGUUUUCAGCCCUGAUGAGCACUUGAGAAACUAUAUGGAUGCUCAAUACUAUGGAGAGAUCUCGAUCGGCACUCCCGCUCAGAACUUCUCGGUGAUCUUCGACACUGGAUCGUCGAACUUGUGGGUGCCAUCGAAGAAAUGCUCGUGGACUGAUAUCGCUUGCUGGUUGCACCAUCGCUAUGACUCGGGCGCCUCAUCCUCCUAUAAGGAGGACGGCAGAAAGAUGGAGCUUCAAUAUGGAACGGGAAGCAUGAAAGGAUUCAUCAGCUUGGACACCGUUUGCGUGUCAGAGCUUUGUGCCACCGAGCAGCCAUUCGCCGAAGCAACCUCGGAGCCGGGAAUCACCUUUGUGGCCGCGAAAUUCGACGGAAUUUUGGGAAUGGGAUACCCAGAAAUCGCUGUUCUUGGAGUCUCUCCCGUUUUCAACACCUUGAUCGAUCAGAAGAAAGUCGCGCAACCUGUCUUUGCUUUCUGGUUGAACAGAGAUCCCCAGGCUGAAGACGGUGGUGAGAUCACUUUGGGUGGCUUGGAUCCAGCUCACUACGUUGAGCCAAUCAACUAUGUGCCGGUGACCCGGAAAGGAUAUUGGCAAUUCAAGAUGGACAAGGUGCUCGGCCGUGACACCAUUGCUUGUGCCAAUGGAUGCCAAGCCAUCGCCGACACUGGAACCUCGCUCAUCGCUGGACCGAAAGCACAGGUUGAAGCCAUCCAGAAUUACAUCGGAGCCGAGCCAUUGAUGAAGGGAGAAUACAUGAUCCCUUGCGACAAGGUGGCAACCCUUCCCGACGUGAGCUUCCAAAUCGGCGGCCAAGUCUACACACUCAAGGGAUACGACUAUGUGCUCAAUGUGACUGCCGCCGGGAAGACGAUUUGCCUCUCUGGAUUUAUGGGUAUCGAUUUGCCACCGAAAGUCGGUGAUCUUUGGAUUUUGGGCGAUGUUUUCAUCGGAAGAUACUAUUCUGUUUUCGACUUUGGACAGGAUCGUGUCGGCUUCGCUCAAGCUAAACAACCCAACGGAAAGGCGGUCUACCCACCCGUUCGCCCGGCUUUGCGCCGCUUUGUUGAUGACUCGGACGAGAGCGAUGAGUUU
Mesorhabditis belari is the source of this 3759-nucleotide messenger RNA. NCBI's taxonomy places the organism in Eukaryota, Metazoa, Nematoda, Chromadorea, Rhabditida, Rhabditidae. The record is from the annotation of a GenBank genome assembly.